AUAAACAAACUGAAGCAAAACAGAUUUGUUAAAGAAAAUAUUUUCAUACUUCCUGUGACAGUGAAUUCAAUUAUUACCAUAACACAAUUUAGACAAGAUUUCCGCGGUUGGGAAGACGGGAUUUCACUCGAAUAAUCUUUUUGGGACAUCUCAAAAAAAUCUAGCGAACUGUCGUGCACACGUUGCCACGCAUUCUUUCAUUGCUGCAUGACUCAGAAGCUCUACACAUAUGGAGCAAAAGCUUGCGGAGUUCAGGGCCCGAAGAAGGGCUGAUGUGGCCGCUAGGAAGAGCGAAUCUUUUCAAAAACAACCAAUAACAUAUUCGGACAAUGGCAGCACUUUGAAGUCGGACAGUUGCCAGUCAUCAACAGCUGAUCCAGACACACAGGAGUUGACAGAUAAUCCAAUCUCUGCUGUCCAUCAGGCUAUAAGGACUAAACAUUGGGGGGAUGACUGGCUGCUGGAGAGCACUCUGGGUCAAUGGCUUGGUUCAAAGCGGCUGGCUUUCACGAAUCUGACUUUGCUGAAGGUGUUGCUUUGGCUGGUUCUACUUGGGCUGUUUGCCGAGCUGGAAUUCGGGUUGCCUUUCUUCCUAAUCUCCCUCUUCUACUGGCUGUAUGAGGGGCUGCGGAGCCCAACUGCACGCCAACCUGGAGAAAUGAGUGCUUACUCAGUGUUCAACCCAGACUGUCAGCCUCUCCUGGGUGCACUUUCAGCUGAGCAGCUAGAGGGAGAGAUGGGCUACAGACCACUGGCCAACAGAUGAAACCCCUCAAGACACUCAAACAACUGACUUUAAUCUGAAAUGGAAUAGCUACUGUACUUUAAGCUUCCCAUUGUACUAAAAAGGAACUGGCAAUGUAUUUAUUUGAAUGAAGCACAUUGCUGGUAUUGAUUUUGAAGUCAAAUGGAGCCUAUUCCAUACUACAAGAUCAUUCACCACUAGUGCACAUUGAUGAUGCUGGAAAUGUACUAUCCGCUUGUAAAAUUGUAUUACUGUACUAGGACCUGCUCUUUACUAUUUUGGUAUUAAAACAUGUAAUAGUCAUCUGUAUUCAGAUGACACUUAUGUAUGCCAUUGCAAACUGUUAACCAGGCUAGAGCUGCAAUGUGAUUUUGUUGCCUUAUAGAAAGCCCUGGUUGGUUUAAAACUUGUACUUAAUGUGGGCAAGACGAAAUAUGUGUUCUCCAAUUCUAGCAAAACAAAUUCAGAUGAACUACAUAUUUAUUCAUUGGAUUGUUCUCCUAUUGAUCGGGUUCCUGCCUAUAAAUAUCUGGGCAUUCGGAUCGACAAAGAUCUAAUGUAAAAAAAAAUAUAUAUACACUUAUGGGUGAGCUAAUGAAAAAGCUGAGAUUUAAAGCGGGCUUCUUUUUUUUGGAAAUACAGUGCAUUUCAGAAAGUA
Messenger RNA from Oncorhynchus gorbuscha (pink salmon), 1403 nucleotides. Its product is annotated as SAYSvFN domain-containing protein 1-like. The transcript is spliced from 2 exons. Lineage: Eukaryota; Metazoa; Chordata; Actinopteri; Salmoniformes; Salmonidae. The record is from RefSeq and is a predicted model, not a curated record. Bases 230 to 766 code for a protein of 178 amino acids.